AUGGGUCAAAAGCGAGGACAUGACUCGAAGCCUCAGGCUGUUGACGCUAAAAAGCGCAAAAAGGGCGGUAAGGGCGCAAAAGCCUCCCAAGAUGAUUCCUGGGACGGCAUGGUUAGCAUUGACGAAUUGAACUGGAAGGAAGUCGCCAUGCCCGACCGCAUGGCCGAUGCAGAGGGAUUCUUUGGACUGGAGGAGAUUGAUGAUGUGGAAGUCGUUCGUCCAAACGGUAAGGGCGAGAUUCAGUUCAAGGCGAAAUCAGGGAAGCCGAAGAAAUCUAUCGUGAGGACACCGACGGCCGAAGAAACCAAAUUUGAAGAAUGGGGUGGUUUCAGUGAUGGAGAGUCUACCGAUAAAGCGACAGGCCCAACGACUGUUACCCCAGCACCCGCUCGAGAAGUCGCUCCAGAAGCCGCUCCAGGGCCGAAGGAAGAUAAAAAGCCCAAGAAGAAGGAAACCAAGGAACCCAAGAAGAAGGACACCAAAAAGGAUGCCACACCAAAAGAAACAAAACCCAAGAAUUCAAAGCCCAAACAAAACUCCAAACAAAAUGCUGACCUCACAGCGCUUUCGUUUGCAGCGCUUGAGGACGACGGCAAUGAUGAUGGAGUCGAUGUAUCAGCUUGGGAUUCUCUUGGUCUGUCGCCGGAGCUCCUUACUGGCCUCUCGAAGAUGAAGUUUGCCACCCCAACUAAGGUUCAAAAAGCCUGUAUCCCAGCUAUUCUGGACGGUCACGAUGUUGUUGGAAAGGCUUCCACUGGUUCAGGAAAAACGCUUGCCUUUGGUAUUCCCAUUCUUGAGCAUUGGCUAGAGAAGCGCGGCAAGACAAAUGACUCCGCUAAGAAGCCCCCAGCACGCCCAAUGGCCCUCAUUCUAUCACCUACUCGAGAGUUGGCCCAUCAACUGGCUAAGCACAUUGGAGACUUAACUGGGAACUCACCUGAUACAAACGCCCGAAUCUGCCUUGUAACAGGUGGUCUGUCGAUUCAAAAGCAACAAAGACAGCUUGCCAAUGCUGAUAUUGUUGUUGGUACGCCUGGGCGUGUAUGGGAGAUUCUCAGCACUGGAACAGGGUUGAUUUCCAAGAUGCAACGUAUUCGGUUCCUGGUUGUCGAUGAAGCCGAUCGAUUGCUCAGUGAAGGUCAUUUCAAGGAGGUAGAAGAAAUUAUUGGCGCCUUAGAUCGACAGGAACACAAUGAUUUCCCAGAAAACGAAGGAGAGGAAGAAGAAGAUGAAAAAGAUGAGGAAACUAAGGCACGCCAAACCCUUGUCUUCUCAGCUACAUUCCACCGUGAUCUCCAACAGAAACUUGCCGGCAAAAGUCGCUGGACAGCAGGAGACUUGAUGGAUAAGAAGGAGUCUAUGGAGUAUCUUCUGAAGAAACUCAAUUUCCGGGAAGAGAAGCCUAGAUUUAUCGAUGUGAAUCCCGUACAGCAGAUGGCUCAAGGGCUAAAGGAGGGUAUUGUCGAGUGCCCUGCAAUGGAAAAGGACCUUUAUCUUUACGCAAUUAUGCUCUACCAUCCCAAGCAUCGUACACUUGUAUUCACCAAUUCUAUUUCAGCGGUCCGUCGUCUGACUCAACUACUGCAAUCCUUGCAGCUUCCUGCUCUUGCCCUUCACUCCGGCAUGGCGCAGAAAGCCCGACUCCGCUCCGUGGAGCGCUUCUCCUCACCAACCGCAGACCCUAGCUCUAUCCUUGUCGCUACAGAUGUCGCGGCCCGUGGUCUCGAUAUCAAGGGAAUUGACUGCGUUGUCCAUUACCAUGCGCCUCGCACAGCUGAUGGUUAUGUUCACCGAUCUGGCCGUACUGCUCGUGCCGGCGCCUCGGGUAAAAGUAUUCUCAUUUGUGCUCCAGAUGAAGUCGUUAGUGUAGCUCGUCUGGCUGCAAAGAUACACGCCAAAAGUGCCAAUUCCAAGAAACUGCCUCUGGAAUCCCUCGAGAUUGAUCGUCGUGUUGUAUCUCGUAUCCGACCCCGUAUCAACCUCGCCAAACGCAUCACCGAAUCCAACAUUGCCAAGGAGAAGGUUUCUGCUGACGACAACUGGAUGCGUGCUGCGGCUGAGGAUCUCGGAGUCGAAUAUGAUAGUGAGGAGUUUGAUGAAUCAAAGGGCAAGGGUCGUGGUCGUGGUGGUGGCCGACUCCAGCGUGAGAAGCAGGCUAGCAGUAUCACCAAGGGUGAGCUGGCUGGACUUCGGGCUGAGUUGAAGAACCUCCUCUCACAACGUAUCAAUAUCGGUGUUAGUGAGCGUUAUCUUACUGCUGGUCGUGUUGAUAUUGAAGCCCUGCUUCGUGGCGAGGGCAACGAUUCUUUCUUGGGUCACCUUGAUCCCUUGAACUUCUAG
Penicillium angulare is the source of this 2340-nucleotide messenger RNA. It is a transcript of the gene mak5, whose product is annotated as ATP-dependent RNA helicase MAK5. The transcript is spliced from 3 exons. Gene Ontology annotation, cellular component: nucleolus. The record is from RefSeq and is a predicted model, not a curated record. NCBI's taxonomy places the organism in Eukaryota, Fungi, Ascomycota, Eurotiomycetes, Eurotiales, Aspergillaceae. Gene Ontology annotation, molecular function: nucleic acid binding; ATP binding; RNA helicase activity. The coding region runs from base 1 to 2340 and encodes 779 amino acids.